AUGCAUAGGAAGAUCUACUAUCUGCAAAGCUGGUCCAAGACACUGCUGAUCGUCUCACAUGACCAAUCGUUUCUCGACAAUGUAUGCACAGAUAUCAUUCAUCUUGACGAGAAAAAAUUGUUCUAUUAUCGUGGAAAUUACACGUCCACAUUAUUAUUUGGGCUUGCUAUGAUAACAAUAUCUUCGAGAAGGAUACUUCAACAAAUUAUGUCUGUUGGAAACCAUGCCUGCCAUCUAAGACCGCCAUUUCUGGCAGCCACACACAGCUUUAAGGCGAUGUUCACCCAGCGCAAGCGCGAGCAGCUAAAACUCUAUGAAAAGCAGGAGAAACGCCUACGGGAGUUAAAAAUCUCAGGUCGCAGUACGAAGCAGGCAACGGCGAACGUGCAACGCGAAGCCUUAACUCGGAAGCAGGCGAAAUGUAAAGCCACGUUGGAAAUGUCUAUUAGCGGCGAAAAAACGAGCUCAUCUAUUGCGCUUAUCGAGAAGCCCAAAGCGUAUAUCGUCAAGUUUCAUUUCCCCAACCCUCCUCUUAUGUUGCCUCCUCUGCUUGGUCUUUACAAUGCCAGUUUUGCCUACCCGAAUCAACGUUCCCUCUUUGUUAAUCUUAACUUCGGUGUCGACAUGACUACACGAAUCUCUAUAGUUGGACCAAACGGGGUCGGAAAAUCGACCUUCCUCAAACUUUUGACCGGUGAACUUGAACCUACAUCUGGCCAACGUCAGUACAAUCAUCGUCUAAAGAUUGGCAAGUAUGAUCAGCAUUCUGCUGAUCAUCUGACUAUGUCCGAGACUCCAACCCAAUACCUUACUCGACUCUUCAAUCUUCCAUAUCAGGAAUCAAGAGCCACUCUCGGCAAAUUCGGGCUUGAGUCUCAUGCACACAUCAUCCCGAUCGCUGACCUUUCAGGGGGGCAGAAGUCGCGUGUUGCCUUCGCUGAGUUAUCUCGUCGAGCUCCGGACAUUCUAAUUCUCGAUGAACCGACCAACAAUCUGGAUAUCGAAUCGAUUGACGCCUUGGCAGAUGCCAUCAAUGAGUUUACUGGGGGUUAG
Messenger RNA from Protopolystoma xenopodis, 1053 nucleotides. The record is from the annotation of a GenBank genome assembly. NCBI's taxonomy places the organism in Eukaryota, Metazoa, Platyhelminthes, Monogenea, Polystomatidea, Polystomatidae.